Messenger RNA from Saccostrea echinata, 10306 nucleotides. RefSeq names its product death-inducer obliterator 1-like. Lineage: Eukaryota; Metazoa; Mollusca; Bivalvia; Ostreida; Ostreidae. Gene Ontology annotation, biological process: DNA-templated transcription. Gene Ontology annotation, molecular function: protein binding. The transcript has 29 exons. The record is from RefSeq and is a predicted model, not a curated record. The coding region runs from base 167 to 8542 and encodes 2791 amino acids. Gene Ontology annotation, cellular component: nucleus.
UUUCAACAUGGCGACUGGAAGCGAUAUCGAAAUGAGAGAUUAUUGAAUGACACAUAUUUAUUAUUAGUUGUUUCAUUUUAAACUCUUUUCCUAUAUUUUGAAGUAAACCUGGACAACCGAUAGGAUUUCUUCAAACAGUCGCUGGAAUGCAAAAGGUAGAAAGUAAAUGGAGAUGUCGACUGAAAACAAUGAUACCUCAGGCACUUCCGUUACAGAAGUAGCUCCAACUUCAACGGUAAAUAACAGUGUAUCCAAUUCUGAAACUCCAGCCAAUGGUGUGGAACAUACAGAUGUCAGCUGGCCAUCAGAGGAUAAGAAUCCUUUCAGUGGAUUUUCUGAGGAGCACUUAAGCAAACUGGACGAAUUUCUAUCAUCAGAAGAGGCCAAGAAGAUCUUGCAGCAGACAUCUGAGGGCGAUUUCUCGAGCACGAUGGCAGAACUGGAAACAGCCCCACCAUCUGCCACAGCAGAGGUCCUAGGAGAAGAUCUCUUAAAGAUGCUGGAUAAUGGAAGCAUGCACUCAACCAAUUUAGAUCAUCCUUAUUGUGUGAAAGUGCCCAAGCCAAAUAUUUCUAAUGCUGUGACAACUAACUCUAAAGUAGUAGUUGUGCCAAAUCCUGGAGUUCAGUCAUCUGUAGUACCACCUCUUACUGUGGAAGCCACAAACACAAGCACCACCCCAACCACUUCCCCAAGAAAAUCGGCGAGAAUUUCACUCCGACGAGACCCUGAGGGGGAGCCAAAGGAAGAGAGUGAAGCAGAGUCCUCAACUACAGGCUUUGUGGGAGCAGUGCACCCUGGGAUUGUUCAGCCUGGAUUUGUGGGAGCAGUGCAUCCUGGGAUUGUUCAGCCUGAACAUGCUGGUGUAGGAAGAGGAAGGGGGCGGGGCAGGAGGAGUCUAAUACCUGAAGACACACCCACCAAUAUUAGGCGAUCCAGUCGUGUGAGCGAUAAGGAACAGAGGGAUUUAGCUGAGAAGAUCAGACAGGAGAAUCUUCUACAGGAAAAGGCAGCUUUAGAGGCACUUAGAAAACAAGAGGAACAAGAGGAAGAGAGUGUUAAGACGGGGCCCAGAAGAGGGAGACCUCCAAAGACUGAGGCCUUAGACACUCCAGAAUCAGCACCCAGAGGCAUUAAAGCCUCUGUAGCCAAGAAUAAGAAGGGGAGGAAAUCCCAGCAAGAAUCUCAGAAUGAAGAAGAGAGUAGUGAAGAUGAAAGCCUUACUCCUAAAAGAACCUCUGCCAGGACUGCAAAGGGAAAGAAAGGGAAAAAGGUUGAAGAGGAAACCGAAGAAUCUUCAGCAACAGACACAGAUAAAAACAGCAAAGGAAAAGGGAAGAACAAACAAGAUUCUGAGGUUGAGGAUCCUCCAGUCAGGAGAGGAAGAAGACGGAAGAAGGAUCAGACGAUAGACAGUGAAAGUGAAUCACCGAAGGAGCAGGGAAAGAGGCUGACCAGGAGUGGAGUGAAGGACUUAUCAGACACAGAUAAUACUCCACAAAAGGGCAAGAAAGGCAGGAAAAAGGGAAAAGGAAAGGAAGAGGAUGUGGAGGAGAAGGAAAGCCCAAAAGGAAAGAAAAAGGGAAAAGGAAAAGUGAAGGAAGAUUCUUCAGAAAGUGAGGAUGAUCUUCCUUUGAAAGAUAUUAAAAAGAAUAAAGGAAGUCCAAGUGAAAAGUCACCCAAAAAGAAAGGAGAAGAAGAAAGUGAUGACAAAUCAGAAAUUGUAAAAACAUCAGUCCCACAAACUCCAGGGAAGAAAUUAGCUCAAGAAAAACACUCUGAUGAUUCUCCAAGGAGUAUUUUUAAAAUGUUUGAAAGUGGAUUAAUUCAAGAGGGACAACAGGAGACUGUUGAAGUUUCCCAGCCUGUUGUGUCCUCUCUGGUGACAGAGGUUUUGGAACUGCCCAUAAACCCUGGUAAAAAAGCGGAACAAAGUGGAGACCCAGCGUCUGCAGAUGUUGAUGCAGCAGGGACAAGUGAUCAAACAAAUGCAAAUGAUUCUAAAGGAUCUGAGCAGCUUACACUGGAGGUUGAAGCUAAAGUUGAGGAAGUUAAUUAUGAGGAUUUCAUAACAUCCAUGGGAGAACCUAAAGUUACAGCCAAGAAGGAAAUCGUUGACAGUGACGUGAAACCAGCUAAACCUGUGAAGAGGAAACCACGGAAAUCAGAGGAAGUCAAGGUAGAUCAGAGCAUGUUAGAUUUGUUCAAACCUGAUGUGGAUGUGUCCAGCAAAAGAAAGGGCAGUGUUAGUGGGAAAAAGGAGGUGCCCUCAGCUGGAGAAGUGGCUAAAUCAGGGGAAAAGACAAGUGACACUAAGAGAAAACUGUCAGUGUCUGAUAAAGUCUCUAGUCAUAAAUCAGCAGAUACUGGCAAACCAAAGAAAGACACAGGAACAGAGAAGACUCACAAAGACUCAGAGAAGGAAACAUCAUCUCAUGAAAGGAUUCGAAGAGAUUCUGAAAAAGAAAAGAUUAAAAAAGAUGUGAAGAAAAGUAUUGCUCAUGGUAAAAAUGAGAAAGAUGAAAGUGAGGAUAAAAAAGGAAUUAAAGACGUAAAAGUGAAGGUAGGUAAAGAGGACAAGAUAGGAAAAUCUGAUAAAGAAUCUAACACAGCAGAAAAAGGUGCCGUAAAGAGUGAAAGUUCAGAAAAAAUUAAAGACACAGAGAAAUCUAAACAAAAGCAAGUGAAAAUGGACACAAAAGAGGAGAAAGUUAAUAAAGAAAGUGAAAAACUUAAAGUAAAGGAUUCAGAUAUAAAGAAAACAAAGGAUGAAAGUGAAAGUGUUGUUGCAGAGGAAAAAGACUCAGAGAAAGGUAAUGCAUCUGUUAGUGAAAUCAAGGUGGAAAACAAAGAAGAAACAAAAGGAGAAAGUGAAUCAGAUCCUAGUGAUAAAGACAUUGAUAAAAGGAAAAAAGAUACAGAUAAUGAUCAUGAGAAAAAAUUCACUGAGGGAAAAGUAACACAAACAGAAAAAGAAGUGUCUGAAAGUUUCGAGAAGACAGAGGAAACUAAAGAACCACUGAAUGAAGAGGUGGGGGCUUCUCCUGGUGGGCGGGGACAAAGGAAGGCUAAGCUGAAAUUCCUGAGGGAAAAACUGCCAGAAAUGACCGAGAAAGAGAAAAGACCAAUCAAAAAGAAACUGGUCAAAGAGAAAAAGCCAACUGAAGAGAAAGAAAAGGAAAUAGACAGUGAUGAUAGUGAUGAGUUAAGCUUCGAGGAUGAUGAGAAUGACUCGGACUAUGAGGCACCAGGUGAAAAAUACUGCAUUUGUAAACAGCCAUAUGGCAAGAGGUUUAUGAUUUGUUGCGAUACCUGUGAGAACUGGUACCAUGGUUCCUGUGUGGGCAUCACUAAAGCCCAGGGUAAAGAGAUGGAGAAAAACAACAAAGAGUAUCUGUGUCCUCCAUGUAAAGAGAAGCAGGCUGGUCAUAAGGAAAAAGUGGCUCACCCUGCAGACAGCACUGUGUCCAGCGAUAAAGAGGAGAAGCACAAGAAAGUAACCAAAGAGGAUAGACCUGGAAGUGGGGGGAAAAGGAAAGAAGGAGAUUCUGAGAAACACAAGAAAGGAGAGACAUCAGGAAGGAGGGACUCAGAGAGGUCUGAUGAGGGGAAAUCCAAGAGGAAAGUGGAGCAUCACACAGAGUCCCCUCUUAAAAAGCUCAAGGAGGAUAAACCCGAGGGAAGUAAGCCUUCCACCAAUGUACAACCAGGUGAUGAGAAGCGCAGACAUUCUCUGGAUUCCAAAUCUCACUCCAAGAAAACACCCUCAAAGGAGAGAUCUCAUUCCAUGUCAAAAGAUAGAAAUCACGGGGAGAAAAAGUCUGAUUCAGUGAAGGACAUUGCAGCACAGAGAUGUGUCAAUACUCAAUGUAACAAGUACGCCAAGAGAGAGUCGGUGUAUUGUGGAACAGAUUGUAUUCACCAGCAUGCUAAAGACUCUCUGAGAGCCCUCAAUCGAUACGAUGCAAAGCGGGGGAAAACUCAUGGUCCACUUUGGCGUGUUCCUGUGAGGGAGAGGAAGACGGGGAGAGUGUACACUGGUUCUAAUGCUCCACUAGAGAGUGUGCUCAUCACAUGGCUCCUACAACACCCCACAUUUGAAGUGAUCCACCCCAAAUCCUCAGCCAGUGGAAGUCAUGAUAAAUCCAAAGAUCAUCAUCAUAAAGAGAAAUCCAAGCAUCAAAAGUCCCCUGCUCAUCAUGACAGCAAGGAUAAACACCACAACAGUAAAGACAAGCAUGGUGACAGUAAAGACAAACCCGGUCAUAGUGGUCCAGCCCUAGAUAAGGUGUCAGACGAAGCUAAAGGCAAGAAAGAAGACGGGCCAGAUGUCGUCCGCCUUAAUGUCAGGAAGUCCCUCAGAGAUGCUCUCUUAAACAGGGCUGAGGGAGCUGAUGAUGUGAUGUUGUCCACCAUUGAGAUCCGAACUAUUGCUCUGAAGAUAGAAGAAGAGCUGUUCGCAGUGUUUCAGGAAACUAGUCACAAAUAUAAGGCCAAAUACAGAAGCCUCAUCUUUAACAUCAAGGAUUCCAGAAACCAGGGUCUGUUCCGUAAAAUCCUGAAUGGACACAUCAAACCCAGUGAGUUGGUGAAAAUGACCCCCGAUGAGCUGGCAUCAAAGGAACUAGCAAAAUGGAGAGAAUUUGAAGCUAAACAUCAACUGGAGAUGAUUGAGGCUGUGGAGAAGGAGCACAUGAUGGAGGGACAACACAUUGUGAAGAAAACUCACAAAGGCGAGAUUGAUAUGGAUGAAGAUCUCAGCACGCUAGAGGAUAAAGGAGUAGGACGGGAGAAGAAGCAUGAUACAUCACAGGAAGAGGAGGCUAACACAGAAACCUCAGAUGUCAUCAUGGACACCACCGGGCAGCAUAAAUUACACGUGUUUGACCUUAACUGUAAGAUCUGUACAGGGAAAGUGGCCCCACCUCUAGAGGAGACCACCCCUAAAAAGGAAGUGACUGUAGCCAAACAAGUACAGGACUCUCCCAAGAGUGUGAAAGAAAAGCCGCAGCAUAAGAAGUCUGAGGAGGAUCAGAAGAAAGCAGAGAUGGUUGUGAAGGAAGUUCUAAAGGCAAUACAGAAAGCUAAGGCUGAGGUUCCAUUGGCUGACUCUACGGUCACUGUCAGAUCUCCUGAUUCGGCCUUGCAGUCAGGAUUAGAGAAGCCAAAGUUUACCCCAUCUGGGCCUCAGCUAUGGAAGGGUUUCAUUCAGAUGCAGGAUGUGGCUAAGUUUGUAACCACAGCUUAUCCUGUGUCAGGACAAGCAGACAAGCAGGAUCUACCAGACACUAUCCAUGUAUGUGGAAGAAUUGGACCCGAACAGAUCUGGGACUACUUGGCAAAAAUGAAGAAAGUAGGAUCUAAAGACAUAGUCAUACUAAGGUUUAUUCCUGGUGGAGAUGAAGAGAAGACACAUUAUAUAAAUCUCUACUCCUACCUGAACAGUCGAGCCCGCUGUGGGGUGGUGGGAAACAAAGCCAAACACAUCAAGGAUUUUUAUAUCCUCCCCCUAGCCUCCCACAGUCAGAUUCCCUCUGUGCUUACUCCGUUUGAUGGUCCAGGUUUGGAGGAUAAUCGUCCCCAUAUGUUACUGGCAAUCAUGGUCAAGCAAAAGCAAAAACGUCAUAGUGACCAUGAUCAUCACCAUGACAGCAAGAAAUCCAAACACGAUUAUGAACAUCAUCGCAGUAAGAGUAGCAGCAGUAAAUCCUAUGUCCCUCCAAGUUCAAAAAGUUCAUCUAAAGAUUCAUCCAGAUCUACUAACAAGUCUUAUUAUGAUUCUUCAUCAUCUGAAACAAGCACCCCUAAAUCAGGGGGUGGCACCCCAAAAGUUCCCCCGAAUCCUGGAACCUCUACGGAGAAAAGUGACCCCAUCAUAAAGGCCUACGGAAAAGGGGCAGGACUUGUAGAUGAUGAUAAUGAUCAAGAGAGCCGAGCAUCUGCAGAGGAUAUUCCUUAUGAUCCAGAGGAUGACUCGCAGCUCCCCUACAAGAAAGCCAAGGUAGACCGAGAGGAUAAGAAACCUGUGGAGAAGCCAUCAUCAGCCUCCGUAACAGAUCUUAUAGCCAGGAUCUCUAAGUGCAAUACACCGGCAGAGUCCACUGCCCUUACUGUGGCAGCUCUCGCCACACUCAAGUCGACACAAGAAAAGAGACGAUUUCUACUGGAUCUCACUUCUAAAGUUGAGGAGCAGAAGAAACUGUUGGAAAAGAAAGAAGUGGCCAAAUUAACGGCCAGAACUUUAGUGUCGGCAAUUUAUGCCAUCAGUGCAGCUUCAAAAGCCUUGAUUCCUGCUGCUAAAGCUGCAGCCAAGGUAAAAUCUCCAACUGUGUUGCAGCAAACAGCAACAUCUACAACAGAAUCUCCCCAAGCUAGUACAGAUUCUAAACCUGCUGCAGUUGUGCAGAUAUCUAGUGAAGAACAAAGUGUAGUGUCUGAGAGCUCAAAGGCUACACCAACUACUGAUGUUAUGAAGGAGACCAAGUCUGUAUCAUUUUCAUCAGAAGUGACUGUGACACAUGUGGCAGCAGGGGAAUAUGCACCAGAGGAGUUGAAUUCGGGUCAGGAUGUGGACAUGCGGAUUGGCACACAGCCACCAGUGUUGAGUAAACCCAGUGAAGAAAAAGCUAGUUCAGAAAUCAGUGUGACUCCACCAAGCUUUUAUGUGGAAAAUCCUGUUUUAGCAAAUCAAGAUACUCCUUCCUUAGAGGAAGCAAAUAAACCUGUGAAUCCAUCAGAUAUGCCAGAGGCUCUGAAAUCUUUGUUUUCAAUAAUUCCUGGUGCAAACUAUAAUUACAUGAGCAAUAUCAAAGACAAAAGUGAUGUGGGAUCAAAGGAAAAAGGUAAGGUGGAAGCUUAUUCCACUUCUACUGGACAGUUAUCCACUACACAAAAAGUGGAAGAAGUGGAGGAGGGUCAGGUGGAGAAAAAGAACACGUUUAAUGUGUCCCUUUUGGACUUUGACUAUGGAGAUUCAGACAGUGAUGGUGAAGAUUCUCCAAAAAAUUCUAAAAAGGAACAAAAGACUCAAGAACAGGAAACUCCCAGUGAUUCCAAGGAACUGAAAACCAAAAUGGAAGAAUCUGAUUCAGAAUCAAAAGACACAGAGGCAGAAGAAAGGGAUAGAGAAUUGAUGCCCCCUCCACCUUUGCCUGUGACCCUGUUAAAAGACAAUGGAACCCCACCCCCUCCAGAGUCAGAUUUGCCUCCUUUACCCCCAGAGCCUCCUCCCCCUCUCCCUGAACAUGAACCAGAGGAGGAAAUCCAAGAGGACAAUAAAAAGAAGAAAAAGAAAGCACCCAAGCCCCCUCCAGAAAUUGUUCUUACUGCUGUCAACCCAGUUGGCAAAGCAAUAUUACAAGCUACUUAUCAGAAACUGGAACAUCAGAAAAUUCAACAAAUGAAUGUUCCUCCACCUCCCUUGCCCCCUCUGUCCCUUGCACCAACAGGUGUUCCCCCUCCUACAGGUGUGCCCCCACCUAUGGGAUUACCUCCUCCAACUGGUGUUCCACCCCCUAAUUUACCCCCAAUGUCAUCCAAUGCUCAGAACAUGCCAGGACCAUCAACAUCAAUUAUGCCAGUUUCAGGGCCACCACCUCCAUUUUUGCCUGGUUCAGGGCCACAGUCAGGAUUACCUCUGUUAUCUGGGCCCCCUCCUCCUAUAUCUGGUCCACCACUUUCUUGUCCCACACAGACAUUGCCCUUGCCAGGACCUUCACAGUCUGGAAUGCCUCCCCUUGUGCCUCCUCCUAUUCCUGUUCAGGGUGUGCCACCGAAGUCAAUGCCAUUACCUAUGCCUAUGGGCACAGGCCCAGAGGGGCCACCUCCACUUCAGGGUCAUCCCCAUAUGUCACCUAUGGAGGACCAACGCCAUAGACCACACAGACAACACAUAGAAAAAGGAUAUGCUGGUAAACCGUGGGAGGACACAAGCUUGGUGGACGAGGCCUUGACCUUGCCAUUAGAGGACCAGGAUUUCAGAGAUCGGGACUUCAGGCAUGGGGAGGAUGUUGAUGAAAGGAAACAGCCUUGGAAAGGUCAAAGACAAAAGUUCCCUCCUCCCUGGGCCCAAGAUGUGGACCACAGACACAAUCAGGACACUGGCCCACCUUUGGGCUCCGAGGACAGGGAUUUCAGACAUUACCCCCGUGGUGAGGACCUUGAUUACAGAUCUAGAGACUAUUCCAAAGACAAUAGGCUGGAAUACGAGGAAGACCAGGACUACAGGGCACAAGAGAGGGGGCAUCACAGACGGCGGAAAAAACGACGACACAGCCCCGAGCAUUCUUCAUACAAAAAAUCCCGACAUCAUGACAGAGACAAGCAUUAUCAUGGUCAUGAUGACAAAGAUGAUCGGAGCAAAAAGGAGGAGGAGAAAAGUUCUCAGCAGAAAAAGGAGACUGAUUUACCAAAGCCUGUGCCUCCACCUGGGGUGGUUUCUACAAGUGAUCCCCCACCUGGAGGGAAACCUGGGCCUUCUUCCCAUAGAGCUCCCCCUCCCCGGUUACAGCCAGCUCCUCCUGGAGUGGAUGACUGGGAAUAGCCUUCACCACACUUACACCUAUCAUGUCUCGGCGAUUACUGUUGUUCUUUAUUUGUUGUAAUUCAUUGCCUUGUGAACAAUUAUGAAGAUAGUAUUAUUUUUAAUUCUGACUCUAGCUGUAUGGAAUGAGGUGGAAAAGUAUCAUUAUUUUGUGGUAUAUUUUACUUAUUUACUUGCUGUCUGCAAGUUGUGUAAAAGUUCAUUGAAGAAAAAAAUAUUAGUGUUUCAAAAGAAUGAUAGGAGGUUGCUUUUGUAUACAUGUAUGAACAUUUUGUAUAAUGAUAAAAGAAUAAUUGGAGGUUCUGAUUUUGAAACUUUAUUGUAGAUAUAAUUAAUACAAUAUACAUGUUUAUGUCUAUGAACAAUUUUUUUCUGUUAAUGACGUAAUUUUAAGAAAUUUGGUAUAAUCAUGAAAUUAUCACUAUAUUUUUUGCUGUCGACAUUCUUAUCACUUAUUAAAUGGCAUUAUUUUUUUUUUUUUUAGAAAUUUCUGUACAGAAACAAGAUAGUACAGAAGUUUAAUGACGCUCCCCCAAAAAAAGUGAAACUGAGGUGAACUUAGAUCAUAGCGUUUUGUCUGGAAUAAAAUUUGAAGUAGCUGUUUAGGUGAAUGUAGAUCUCUAUAUUUUAAAAUCUCAUUUGUAUAUGAAGGUGGACAUCAAAACACAAGGUAGUUAUCUUCAGUGUCAAAUUCAAAACAUUGAACAGUCAUGCAGCAAUUUUAACUGUAAUUUCUUUGGUUGAGAAAUAGCAAGUUGAACCUUUACAGAAAGCAUUCAUAUUUGUGAUUAAUUUUUUUAGCUCAUCUGAACUGAAGGCUUAAGCAAGUUUUUUUUAAAUCAAAAUUUGGUGUCCAUCUAUGAGACCAUCUCUCUGUUCACUGUCUGUAGAUUUUUCUCCCUUUUAACUUCUUCACUAUCACUGACCAAUUUGAACAAAAUAAGGCUCAUAUCUUAGGAUAAAGGUAGUUCAGUAUUUUCAAAUUGGGAGUCAUAUCUUUAAGUGAUAGGGAAAAUGAAGUUGGGACAUUGAAAUAAUUGGACCAGGUAAACAAAACUGAAUAGAAAGCAAAUCUUCAAAUCCUGAUAUUGCAAGCAUCCUAUAAUGUAGCGUUUAUUCCAAUUUGUGCUCAUCUAAGCAGGCAUCAAAGUAGGUCUAUACAAGGUAUACAGAUUUUAGUUUGAUGUAAAGAUUGUAAAGUUCAAAGAAUGGAUUUAUAUUUUCAUUUUGGAUGUCUCCCUUCCAACUAUUAUAUGUAAUUUUAAUGUUAACCUACGUUACUGAUGUUUUGCAAUCUGAAUGUGUUGGCAUUUACAUGUAUGUCAACAGAAAUUGUAUUGUUAUUACUUACGAAAUAUUCAUUUGGCAAAUGUCAAUAUAAUUCAGACAGCAGUUCAAGCUCAUGCUGCUUCAGACUGGGACUUAAUGCCCUAUUAGUGUAAAUUCCAGCAAAAUAAGGACAAAGUGGAUUAUUUCCUCCCAGCUCAUGCUUUUUAGACUAUCAAGACUUUGCUGCAUCCAGUUCUGUUUAAAUGAAUUGGAAAUUAAGAGAAUUUAUAUUGUGUAAGGACUUGUAUCCUUUGCAUUUAUAUUAAUUCUUCAAUUAUACAGAAGUGCCCGUUGUGAGUUUUACAGCUUUGUUUUUCAUUCAAAUGUUGAUGAAUUUGUUUCAUUUGAUAGAGUACUUGUUGAAAUGUUUUAGUUGCGAUGAUUGGGUUUUGAACGUACCUUGUACAUGGUAAAUAAAUGAAUUAAAAACCAGUG